GGAGCGACAGCAUUAAUGGUGGCUACCAGGUAUGGACACCUGGAGAUCUGUAGACAUCUCAUUGAUACAGGAUGUAAGAUCGACAUCACAAAUAGAGAUGGAUACACAGCUUUACAUUGGGCUGUUCGGGAGGGAUAUCUACAGACCACAAGAUGUCUGGUAGAACAAGGAGGUGCCAGUCCCUUGAUUACAACACAUGAGGGUGAGACUCCAUAUGAUAUAGCAGCCAGAUGGAAAGAGAGGCAGUAUAAAGAAGUGAUGGAAUACUUACAGACUGUCAUGUCAGAGAAAUCUCCAGGUGUGACUGCUGGUCAAGGGAUAGAAGGGGAAAUGGUUCCAACUGAAAUAAGAAUAAUGGCUGACAAAAGAUCUAUUGAUUUGUACCUCAAAUUACUUGAGUCAGGCUCUGAGAAAAAGAGAGACAUACGUUUAGUUGUUGUUGGAAAAAAAGGUGCAGGAAAGACAUCAUUGAUUAAAAGAUUGUUCUCUGAAGAAAAUACAGAUGUAACUAGUACAAAUGGAAUAGAAAUUCACACAAUAAAAUGCAAAGCAAUGUCUGAUGAUGGCAUAUGGAAUAAAGUAGAUGGAGUCAAUGAAGAAACUGAAAUUCAUGCAAGACUUUUGAAACAAUACAAAGGAACAAUUGAAGCAUCAAAAGAAAAAGGAACACAUAAAGCUGUUAAGGAAAACAAACCAUCAAUAAGUUUUGAUGAAUCAGAGAAAUCAGAGACAGUAACCCAGCAGCCUAAAAAAAGAAAACUUCAAGUAACCACUGAAUCUCAAGUUGAACUUCUAUCAACAUCACAACAACGAAACCAAUCAUUAGAACAGGCAAAACAGGAUAUAGAAAGCAUGCUUAAAUCUAAUGUUGAUUUCAAUGACAAAGAGGAGUAUGCCACAUUAUUGUUGUGGGAUUUUGCGGGAGAUGAAGAAUUUUACCAUACCCAUCAAACUUUUUUGUCCUCAGAUGCAAUUUAUCUUGUUGUAACAAAACUCAAUGAAGCUGACGACAAAAAUGCACAAGAUUUAUUCCAGUUAUGGAUGGACUCGAUCCAUUGCUACAGUAGACUGGAAGAGGACAAAAGUAAUUCUGCUGAUAGCAAGACAACAUCAGAUGAUCUUGAUCCACCAGUAGUUAUUGUUGGUACUUGGAAAGAUGCUGUGACCUCUGAGUCAGAAGAGAUUGACGAUGCAUAUCGAGAAAAGAUUUUUACCUUUACGGAGAAUAUGUCAGAAGAUGAACUAAGACAUAUAAGAAAAGAAUACUUCAUUUCCAACACAGAAGAUGAUCCCAGUGUUUUCCAACAAAUCAGAGAAGACGUUCUAUAUUUAGCCAGAAAAAUGAAAACAUGGAACCAAGUUUAUCCCUUAAAAUUUAUUCAGCUUGAAAAACGACUUCAAGAAAAAAAGAAGGAGUUACCAAUUAUUUCCUUUAAUGAAAUUCAGCACAUCUCUACUGAUACACAUAAUCCACUAAAUGAUGAGGAACUCAGAUUGUUCCUGGAAUUUCACCAUGAGAUCAGAGCUUUAGUUUAUUUCAAAGAUCUUCCUUCUUAUAUUAUUUUAGACACACAGUGGUUGUCCAAUGCUUUUAGAUGUAUAGUCACAGCAAAGAAAUUUAGAGCUAUUAGUAUUAAAAAUAGAACAAAAUGGGAUGAAUUGUACAGUAGAGGCAAAUUACACAACGAGGUUUUAGACGACAUAUUUAGUAAAAGUGAAAACACUUUUUCCAACCACAAGGAACACAUCCUGAACGUAAUGGAGAAAUUUGAUAUCAUUAUACGUCCAAACAUAUCAGGAACUGAAAGAGACGCUGUUGAUGACAAACAUCUUUAUUAUAUACCUUGUAUGAUUAAAUCAGAACCUGAGUGUGAUAUUUACGAAAUAUUUAACGUGACAGAAUACACAUGUACUAAGUCUAACUGGUUAUGUUAUAUGUUUAGGUUUCUACCACCUCAUUUAAUGAAUCAUUUAAUUGCAUCCCUAUGCAGGAAAUAUAAAGUAGCAGAAGUUGUCACAAAGGCACAAAAAAAACAAAUUGCUCUUUUCAGAAGCUCAGCUGUCUUUGAGUUAGAUAAAACUACCAAAUUAGCAAAAUUACAUAUAAUGAAAUGUCCAAAUUGGAUUCAAAUUCAGGUUUGGCAAUUUGGGAAAGAACGUGAGAGAGGUUUGUACAAAUACAUUGACGAUUUUGUGACAGAGGAAAUUGUCAAGAUAAUAAACACAAGAUUUAAGAUGUUUAAUGUGAAAUUUUGGAAAAGUUGGGAAUGUGGCCUUACAAAACCAGAGUCUGUGACAGGAUCAAAUGAUUUUAGUGAGGAGCAGAUUCCAGAAUAUUACUGUGAAAAAUGUACAAGCACCCAUAUAUUCAUUAAUGAUUGGCAAGAUCUGACCAGUAGACGAUCAUGCCUGCCAAUUAGUUGUGACAUUAAACCUGGACUCAGCCAGAACAGAGAUAACACCAGUCACGCCCAAACUACAUCUUCUAAGGUGUUUAUCCGUAUCAACGCUAGUAAUAGAGACAUUUCAAAUAUCCGUGAUGAGGAGACAGCAGCAGCCAGUUUGACAGGGUUCACAAAAGAGGAAAUCAAUUUUUCAAAGAUGGGAAUGAUAGCGCUGAAUAUUCUUGCUAAUGUUUUAUAUGAUCUAUUGAAACCGGAUAAACCAUGUCUACGUCCAAGGUGUGAUUGUGAUAUAACAUAUUUGUACAGUGAGCACAGGAAUCUUAAUAAACACAUUCCUAGUAAUUCAUGGGGUGGUCCAUGGCAAAGAAUUCAGACUACAGACAUAGCUAUUGGAGAUGAUAUUGAGCGCAUAAGACUGACAAGAAACGAAUUACAACAUUCUAGAAUAUUUCAUCUUGAUGAUAAACGUUUUAAUGAAUUACGUAAUAUACUAAGCGACCUUUUAAAACGGUUUGAUCAACACAGCAAACCAACAAGGCUGUAUACAGAUCAUCUAAAUGAGAUUUUGGCUAAAACUGUUUCUGUAGAGGAAGUGAAAUCUGUUAAAAAUCAAAUAUUAGGAAUGGCUAUUGAAGUUGAAAUAGAACACCAAAUCAAUGUUUCAACACAAUAGAAUAACAAGCUCAUCGUCACAUUUUGUAUAAACAGUUAUAUAUGUAUUUUACGAGCAAUACGUACACCACUAUAGCAAUAGAUUUACAGAAGACCUAUCAUUUAUGAUAAUAAUCGAUCAUCCUUAUUAAAAGAUGGUAUGCUGCUGAUAAAAAUAGAGUCACACAAAAAGAUGACCAAGAUAAAAAUAAAAAAAGAGUGGACCAAAGAUGAAUGAUUUGACUAGAAUUCAAAAAUGAACCAAUAGUGAACUGUUUCAGUGUUAUUUUUAAACUGUAAAUACAUGCAGUAAAUACUGUGUCAACAUACUAUAAUAUGUAUACAUGUACAGCCAAUACCAUACAUGUAUUAAUUAUGUGCAUAGAAUGAAUACUUGUAGCUAUGAAAGAAAUAUAUAUAUGUGAAUGUAAUAAUGGAAUCUAGAAAAAAUAUUUUCAGUACAGUGAAAAAAUGAGAUAAAACAA
Mytilus trossulus (common blue mussel) is the source of this 3541-nucleotide messenger RNA. RefSeq lists its product as uncharacterized. Bases 16 to 3078 code for a protein of 1020 amino acids. The transcript is spliced from 12 exons. NCBI's taxonomy places the organism in Eukaryota, Metazoa, Mollusca, Bivalvia, Mytilida, Mytilidae. Gene Ontology annotation, molecular function: GTP binding; GTPase activity; protein binding. The record is from RefSeq and is a predicted model, not a curated record.